Molecule: messenger RNA, 2518 nt
Organism: Ctenocephalides felis (cat flea)
Lineage: Eukaryota; Metazoa; Arthropoda; Insecta; Siphonaptera; Pulicidae
Product: protein lethal(2)denticleless-like
Exons: 9
Coding region: 256-2349 (697 amino acids)
Biological process (GO): mitotic G2 DNA damage checkpoint signaling; proteasome-mediated ubiquitin-dependent protein catabolic process
Cellular component (GO): nucleus
Molecular function (GO): protein binding; protein-macromolecule adaptor activity
Source: RefSeq, a predicted model, not a curated record
AUAAUGAAUGAGCCAUAUCGUUAAUAAUAGUUUCAUUUUUUACAUUUUUAAUUAUUAAGCCAUUAAAUAUACCACUAUGUAAUAAUUGUAAAUACAUUCGUUAUAAUGUGCCUAAUUCACGUUGUGCAUUCUUCCGAGGCCAUUUUUCACUAAUUUUGCGCGCAAUUUGACAUAGCUUGACAACGAGUAAAAGUGCGCUCAUUUUAUGCAAAACUAGCCCUUUAAUAUUAAUGAUAAACUACAUUUAGGAUAACAAUGAUUAAUGAUGUUGUGUCUUUCACUAAUAGAUUUUACGGAAAAUCUUGGACAAACUAUGACAGUGCAUUGUGUAGGCUAGUUGUUGACCCAAAAGAUUCUUGGUCAGGUAUUUUACCAUCUACUGAUGGCGCUGACUAUAAUCCCGAGCCACCUAUUUUGGCUGCCAAAUUUGCGGUUGCAAAAGGUUUUGAGCAUAUACUAGCAAUUGCCAAUGAAGAUGGAAUGAUUGCUUUUCAUGACACAACGUUACCUGCAUCUUCCGAAAGUGUAGCAAACCAACCAUUAGAGGGAAGACAAUGCCAUCAUAAUGCAGUUUUUGAUCUAGCUUGGAUGCCAUAUAAUACUCAGAUAGUUUCUGCAUCAGGAGAUCAUACUGCUCGCCUUUGGGAUUUGGAUGAAAAUAGGCCAAACCCUAUUCGUAUAUUUUCUGGUCAUACGAGAUCAUUAAAAACUGUGUGUUUUCGUCCUGAGGAUCCAGCUGUUUUUUCCACCGGCGGUCGUGAUGGUGCUAUAUAUAUAUGGGAUGUACGAUCAGCAGCAGGGUUGUCUGGUUAUCAAACACGAGCUGAUGAUGUGAUCUUUAUUUGUCAUGGUGCAGCAUCAACAACUCCAAGUCAGCAUAGAAAAAAGAUCCGAGGUGGGCAAACUCCAGGUAGUGGAGGACUAUCUUCUAGUCUAUCACGACCUCAUAGUAUAACAGGAUUAGUUUUCCGUGACUCAUAUGACUUAAUUUCAUGUGGUGCUGGUGAUGGAGUCAUUAAAAUUUGGGAUUUACGUAAAACAUAUUCUAAUGCAAAAAGAGAACCCUUACCAAAACAUUCAUUAAGCUAUGCAGGCUCCAGUGCUUGCAAAGGUUUCACAAAUUUAAUACUAGAUCAUACAAGAUCAAGAUUGUAUGCAAAUUGUAUGGAUAAUCGAAUAUAUUGCUAUAAUGCUAGUGGAGGACAUAAUCGCCCUAUAAAUAUAUAUUCGGGUUUAGAAAAUGCUACAUUUUAUGUCAAGUCUGCUUUGAGUGCUGAUGGAAGGUAUUUAGCCAGUGGAAGUAGUGAUGAGCGAGCUUAUAUUUGGAAUGUUGACUGGCCCACACCACUUGUGGCCCUGGAAGGCCAUGCGGCUGAAGUUACGUGUGUUGCCUGGUGUGCUCAAGGAGAACCAAAGAUUAUUACUUGUAGUGAUGAUGCAAAGCACAAAGUAUGGCGAGUAGGCUCAGAAGAUGUUGACCAUACAUUAUUAAGAGGCCAAAAUAAAAAAAUGGAUAACUAUGCAAUUCCAAAUAAAGAAUUAGGAUCUUUAGAAUAUACACCAAGAAGUGUCAAAAGAUGGGUUGGUAGGAGUGAGAAAACACCAUCAACUGGAAGUAAUUUGAAGUCUAAAAUGCAAUGUGAUAAUUGUGAAUCUCGUACACCCAUUAACAAUGGUUUACAAGACAAAAAUUGUAUCAAAUGUCAAAUGUUAAAUACCCAGUCUAGCAGCAGGUUUUUGAAAAGAAAUUCUAGUGACAUGUUAGGUGCCUCAGAUAUAGACGAAGAUCAUGCACCAGAAAAGAAACGAAUUCAUCUAGAAAAUAGAGGAGCAAGACGUUUAUUUGAACAGUGUGGAACAAGCGCAGAAUUAAGUACAAUCAUAGAAGAAAAUGAAAAAUGUGAACCAGGUUGCUCAAACACUUCAAUAUUGCCUCUAACUCCCAUAAAUGAUCGUUGCAAAUCCCUAAUUUCAACACCACAGUCAUCAAGAGCUCUAAAUUUUACCUCUCCUACUAUAAAUUUGCCAAAUUAUGUUCUGAAUGGUGAAGCACCACAUUUGAGGACUAUUUCUCCAAAGAAAAAAUGUAAGGAGAAUGUAGAUUGGCUCACAAGGCACAUUAAGCAAAAGCGGCUUUAUGAAAACUUUGCUUCACCUCUUGAUGAUGUUAAAGAAUUUGGGUCUCCUAAUGGCCAUGUUGAAGAAAGUCCUAAGUUUCAUGGUACACCUUCAAGAAGAAGUCGGAAUAAAUCUAGUUCGGAUAAUGUACUAAAAACUCCUAAAAGUGAAAACACUUUACUUAGAUUCUUCACUGUUAUGAAAAGAAAACAUUCUUUACAUCAAGAAUGAAUCAAGAAUUAUCUGCUUCGUCUUUAGAGUUCUGUACCUGUACAUUUUUAGCAUAGCCCUUAUCUUUAUUAUUUAAUUCUAUAUUUUGCCAUAUAUAUAUAACUGAUGAUAUUAACUGUAUUUUUAUAUGAAGUAAGCUUUCAAUUUUUAUGACACAAUAUUUAUGAAA